This is a messenger RNA of Rubroshorea leprosula, 976 nucleotides long. Lineage: Eukaryota; Viridiplantae; Streptophyta; Magnoliopsida; Malvales; Dipterocarpaceae. The record is from the annotation of a GenBank genome assembly.
AAUUCAUCAACUUCCUUUAGAAACCCUAAUUUCCAUCACUUCAAUGCCAAAAUCGCUGAGUUCCAUCUCUGAUACUUCCCCAAAGGAAGAUGUUGCCAUGUGUCUCAUGAUGCUUUCAAGGGAUGUUUGGAAGGUCAAAGGAGUUAAGAUGGAGACGCUAAAGGAGGAGGAGGAGGAGGAAGAAGAAGAAGAAGAAGAAGACCUAGAAGCAGCAGAGAUCAAGUUGCGCAAGAAUCGUUGGACGUAUCGGUGUGAGAAAUGCGACAUGUCGUUUCGAUCUCCCACCGCAUUGGGCGAACACAAGAGGAUUUGCUCCGACCAAGUUAAGAAGUUGACAUUCCAAUGCCUGUUAUGUGACAAAGUGUUCAGGUUGGGCCAAGCCCUUGGUGGAUACAAGAGAUCUCACAUGCUUCCAUCAAACCCAGCAAUUGCAACUACAACUUCAACCCAGCUGGAAAAGUCUCCGAUCGAUCUAAAUUUACUAGCUCCGAUGGAAGAUGAUGAGUUCAGCGUGGUUUCUGACGCAUAAAUGAAACAUUCCCACCAAGCAUUUAUGAAAUUCACAUGGAUCUGGAGCUGGGUUUUUUAUUUUUCAACUGAAUUUUACUAUAGCCACUAAAAGUUUUAUCAUUUUGUAGAUUGAAUUAAAUUGCGUUUCAUUGCAACUGACUUUAAUAGUUCAUUGCCUUGCUUGAAGAAUUCUUAUUUUUUUAGGAAACCGUUUUCCAAUCUCUGUUUGGGAAGAUGAAGAUUGUAAUUGGUUUCAUGUGUAAAUCAUGUCAGAGGAAAAAGCAUUUUUUGGGUGGUUUGUUUUUCCCUACUUAUGGACCAUGGAGCAUUGAAGUCUACAAGCACCAAAGUGGUUCAAUAUUGGUUAUGCGUCCUUUCUUCUUUGAUGAAUUGGGAUUAGGGUUUCUAAGGAAGUUGAUGAAUUGGGAUUAGUUUGGGGUCCAUAAAAUGAAAAGGGGGUGACAUG